This is a messenger RNA of Cryptococcus amylolentus CBS 6039, 1071 nucleotides long. Its product is annotated as ubiquinone biosynthesis protein COQ4, mitochondrial. Gene Ontology annotation, biological process: ubiquinone biosynthetic process. Bases 20 to 814 code for a protein of 264 amino acids. Gene Ontology annotation, cellular component: mitochondrion; mitochondrial inner membrane. The record is from RefSeq and is a predicted model, not a curated record. Lineage: Eukaryota; Fungi; Basidiomycota; Tremellomycetes; Tremellales; Cryptococcaceae. The transcript has 2 exons.
AUAUUUCCCGUACAACACCAUGCGCCCCUCUCUCCGACUGCUCACCAGGACACCCAACUACCCAGGCCACAUCCCCCUCUCCUACGCCCAGAAUGCCCUCCUCGCAGUCGGAUCGGGCGUCAUGGGUGUCGUAGACGUUUCGCGCGGCGACCUCAUCGCAUCUCUUUCCGAGUCUACGGCCGGCAUAUUCUUGCCAGCCCUACACGACAAGAUGAAGGUCACUCCCGAAGGACGUCAAAUCAUGAAAGAUCGCCCGCAAAUAACGAGUCAGACGAUUGAGGGGCUGAAGAACUUGAAGAGGGGUACGCUGGGGAGAGAGUAUGUGGAGUGGAUGGGCGAUGGGGGGCUGGAACCAGAGAGUAGAGUACCAGUGAAUUACAUCGACUCUCCAACUCUGGCCUACACCAUGCUCCGCUACCGCCAAACCCACGACCUCUACCACACCCUCUUCUCCCUGCCCCCCACUCUCCCACAUGAGCUUUCUCUCAAGGUCCUCGAAUUCUCCAACAUGAAACUCCCCGUCGCACUCCUCUCCUCAGUAUUCGGUCCUCUGCGGCUGAAACGCAAGGAGACCUGGUCGAGAGACUGGGUCCCAUGGGCGCUUCGUACCGGCCGAGAAGGAAGAAGCUUGGUAACGGUGUACUGGGAGAAGAGGUGGGAGCAAGGGGUAGGAGAGCUUAGACGGGAGCUGGGUGUUUCAAGGAAUGAUGCGAAUGGAGUAGAGGCUCGAUGGGGUGGGUAUAGGAAGCUGAGAGAGGAGGAGAGGGAGCUGAGAAGAAAGGGAGAGUGGGUGGAUGAGCCUGAAGAGUGGUAGAUGUAUGCACGGAUUCGUUCGCAGGAUUUGAAGGUAUGGACACUUAGCUGCUAUGGACGACGGUGCGGAAGAAGCCAUACUGUCUCUGAUCUGCUACUUCUUGAUCAUCUAGAGCUCUGCAUUAUAUUCACACCCUAGCAAGCCUAAUCAACUCUUGCACACCGCUCAGCUCUUCCAUCACGUGGGUGACAAUCUACGGGUACAUCAUCACGCCCACCAAUUAUCGCUCAACUCCUCUGGCAAAGCCAAACGUCCCA